Messenger RNA from Synchiropus splendidus (mandarinfish), 7357 nucleotides. RefSeq names its product diaphanous-related formin 2 (gene diaph2). Gene Ontology annotation, biological process: actin cytoskeleton organization; actin filament polymerization. Gene Ontology annotation, cellular component: cytoplasm; actin filament. The transcript is spliced from 31 exons. Bases 335 to 3775 code for a protein of 1146 amino acids. Gene Ontology annotation, molecular function: microtubule binding; small GTPase binding; actin binding. Lineage: Eukaryota; Metazoa; Chordata; Actinopteri; Syngnathiformes; Callionymidae. The record is from RefSeq and is a predicted model, not a curated record.
GUUCCUAAUGUGGGCCUGGCAUUCACGUUCGGUUGCGAGAGUAAGCUUUGGAUGUGAUUUUGGAGCUUUUACCGGCGCUGUGCGAGACUUCGCGCCGAGCUGUGAGGACAUCUGGACCCACACAUCCAACCACACCUCGACUUCUGAAACUAGCUCCCAUUUGGAUAUUACUCAUCGGAAUCUCACCUAUUCGCUUUGGUGGAAUGGGAUCUGGAAAGACCUAAGUUGGGUUGGUCCUCUUGUAAAUGUGCUUGAAAUUUUUGGACGAUUUUUUUGGAGAACUUUGAAGGAGUUUUAAGUUGUUCACCAAAAAGGGAACCACCGUUAGGUCACCAUGGAUCAAGCCAGUGGCGGGGAGGAUCCGAAUAAGCCCUCUAAAAAGAAAUCCCACGAGGAUGAGGGCAAAAACAAAAAGCUGAACAUACACAUAAAAACUCUGGCUGAUGAUAUGCGUGAUCGCAUCACCAGCUUCAGAAAAGUUGGGAUGAAGAAGGAAAAGCCCCUGAUCCAGCAUCCUACCGACCCCCUCUCCGUUCAGUCAGAGCUGCCUGUUCCACAACCACUUUUUGAUGACCGCUCCAUGAACCUCUCGGAAAAGGAGAUUAUUGACCUCUUUGAGAAGAUGAUGGAGGACAUGAACCUCAACGAGGAUAAAAAAGCACCACUGCGUGGAAAGGACCUGAGCACGAAGCGAGAGAUGGUGGUCCAGUACAUCUCAGCCACGGCAAAAUCUAUAACUGGGAGCAAAGUUGCGGGUGGACUUAGGAACAGCAAACAUGAAUCUACACUUUCAUCCCAAGAAUACGUCCACGAGCUGCGUUCUGGGAUCACGGACGAGAAGCUACUGAACUGCCUGGAGUCUCUCAGAGUUUCUCUCACCAGUAACCCUGUCAGUUGGGUCAACAAUUUUGGUCAUGAAGGUCUCGGUCUACUUCUGGAUGCACUGGAAAAGCUGCUUGAUAAGAAACAGCAAGAAAGCAUUGACAAACGGAACCAGCAUAAGCUCAUCCAGUGCUUGAAGGCUUUCAUGAAUAACAAGUAUGGCCUGCAAAGGAUCUUGGGAGAUGAGCGAAGCCUUUUGCUACUUGCACGGGCAAUUGAUCCCAAGCAGACGCACAUGAUGACCGAGAUUGUAAAGAUUCUGUCUGCCUUCUGUAUCGUCGGAGAAGAGAACAUUCUGGAUAAGAUUCUAGCUGCAAUGACGAUUGCUGCAGAGAGGAACAAUAAAGAGAGAUUUGCUGCGAUCGUGGAAGGACUGGAGAAUCACGAGGCCCAGCAGCUCCAGGUUGCAUGCAUGCAGCUGAUCAACGCCCUUGUUACGUCACUAGACGACUUGGACUUCAGGAUACAUCUGAGAAACGAGUUCCUUCGGUGUGGCCUCAAAAAGAUACUGCCGGAGCUGAAAGAGACGGAGGAGCUCGACAUCCAGUUGAAGGUGUUCAAUGAAAACAAAGAGGAGGACUCCAUCGAACUCUCCCACCGCCUGGAUGACAUCCGGGCAGAGAUGGAUGAUAUGAGUGAGGUGUAUCAUCUCCUAUCCAACAUGGUGAAAGACACCGGCUCGGAGGCAUACUUCCUGUCCAUCCUCCAGCACCUCUUGCUCAUCAGGAACGACUACUACAUCAGGCCGCAGUACUACAAGGUGAUUGAAGAAUGCGUGUCUCAGGUGGUUCUGCAUCGCAGUGGGAUGGAUCCAGACUUUGCCUACAGUAAAAGAUUGGAUGUGGACUUCACUCACCUCAUUGAUCAGUGUGUUGAUAAAGCAAAAGUUGAAGAGAGUGAGCAGAAGGCGGCAGAGUUCUCCAAAAAGUUUGAUGAGGAGUUCAGUGCACGGCAGGAGGCCCAGGCUGAGUCUCAGAAGAAAGAGGAGAAAAUCAAAGAGUUGGAGGCAAAGAUCCAGACUUUGGAGACUCAGUUAACUAUUGAGAAAGACAAGCUCAAAGAGGCUCAGAAACUCAUCCGGGAGUCUGAAGCCAAGAUCGCCGCUGGUCCCGCUGCACCAGGAGCUCCACCUCCACCACCGCUACCAGGAGGUGCUGCUGGGCCACCUCCUCCACCUCCACCACCACCCCCACCUGGCGGCUGCCCCCCUCCACCUCCUCCUCUUCCAGGACAAGCUGGAAUUCCGCCACCUCCUCCACCGCCUCCUCCUCCAGGUGGGGGACCCCCACCUCCGCCCCCACCGCCUGGAUGUGGCCCGCCACCUCCUCCACCUAUGUUUGGUGGUCCAGGGGUCCCUCCUCCACCUCCAGGUUUGCCCGUAGUCAAGCUGCCUUACGGACUGCAAGCCAAGAAAGCCUACAAGCCUGAAACUGUGAUGAAAAGAGUCAACUGGACAAAGAUAGUGCCUCAGGAAAUGGCAGAGAAUUGCAUCUGGAUCAAAGUCAAAGAAGAGAAGUUUGAGAAUCCUGACCUAUUUGCUCAGCUCUCCCUCUGCUUCUCGUCACAGAGCAAAGCAAGAAGAGACGUGAAAGAUGAGACCGACGACAGGAUGCCACAGUUCAAGAAAAAGGCAAAAGAGCUUCGUGUCCUGGAUGCAAAAACUGCCCAAAAUCUCUCAAUUUUCUUGGGCUCGUUCCGCCUGCCUUAUGAAGAGAUCCGGGACAUUGUGCUGGAGGUAGACGAGGAAAGACUGAGCGAAUCACUCAUCCAGAACCUGAUAAAGAACCUGCCAGAGCAAAAAGAGCUGAAUUCGCUAGCGGAACUAAAGAGUGAAUAUGAAGAGCUUGUGGAGUCGGAGCAGUUUGGCAUUGUGAUGAGUUCCGUCAAGCUUCUGAGGCCACGACUCAAUGGCAUUCUGUUCAAGCUGACUUUUGAGGAGCAAGUGAACAACAUCCGGCCAGAUAUCAUGAAUGUGACCUUCGCUUGCGAGGAGGUGAAGAAAAGCGACGGCUUUAAAAACCUGCUGGAGCUGGUGCUGCUGGUUGGCAAUUACAUGAACGCCGGCUCGAGGAACGCCCAGACGUUUGGCUUCAAUGUCAGCUUCCUUUGCAAGCUCAGAGACACAAAGUCGCUCAGUCAGAAUACGACCCUGCUUCACUUCCUGGCGGAGAAAUGUGAAGAGAACUACCCUGAGUUACUGAGGUUCCCAGAUGAGCUGGAGCAUGUGGACAAUGCCAGCAAAGUGUCUGCUGAAAUCCUGAAAGGAAGUUUGACCACGAUGGAACGGCACAUUCAGAGACUGGAGAACGACAUUGAGAACUUCCCGAAAACAGACGACAAACAAGAUAAGUUUGUGGAGAAAAUGUCGGGCUUCUGCAAACAUGCACGAGAUCAGUAUGAAAAACUGUCCACCAUGCACAAGAACAUGCAAAAGCUCUACGAGAACAUCGGCAGCUACUUCGCCUUUGACCCUCACUCAGUCGGUAUCGAGGAUUUCUUCGGAGAACUCGCCAACUUCCGCAACCUUUUCAUUGAUGCGGUGAAGGAGAACCACAAGAAGAGGGAGAUGGAGGAGAAGAUCAAGAGAGCCAAGCUGGCGAAGGAGAAGGCGGAGCGCGAGAAGCAGGAGCGCCAGCAGAAGAAGAAGCAGCUCAUUGACAUGAACAAAGAGGGAGAUGAAACUGGCGUGAUGGACAGUCUGAUGGAAGCGCUACAGUCAGGAGCAGCCUUCCGUGAUCGGCGAAAACGGACACCCCGCAAUGGUGAUCAAAGCCCAUCCAGUCCUUCCUCUCGAUGGCCUGCCGCUAACUAUGGUUACAGAACCCUAGACAACCGACGCGCCGUCUUGGAACGAUCUCGUUCGAGGCACAACCCCAACCACCAAGGUCGAUGAUCACCUGUGCCUGACGCUAGAUGAGUGCCAAAGAGGCCGGCGACGGGGACACCUGGAGACGACAUCUGACCGCCGGCCACUGUGGCACGCACUUGCUUCAACACCCACAGACAAUGUCAUGUACGGAGCUGACAAAGCAACCCUACAAUAUCAUGCUACCUUUGACACCACUCUUAGGUUUUGACCGGUUUUAGUGCUGAAUAUGUUUUAUCAAGAUAUGGUUUUUACAUUUUACUUGCCUUUUAAUUUGUCAAAAACGAAAAAGUGACUUUAGUACUGUCAAAGAAAAUGUCAGUAUUGUUUAUGUUAUUAACUAACAGGAGUCUUUGUCAGAAAUCAGUGGCGAACGGAUGAAUUAAAACACUUCAUGGUGAGUUUUACCUUGUGGAUUAAGCACCGGCAGCUUCACGUGUCAAGUGUCAGCUGACUGACACUGAGGAUGUGUCUGCAUAUUGGUGCUUAUGCCUAAAAUUUCAGCCAGUCUUUGAUCAGGGUUUUCCCACCGUUCAACGUACAGAAUUCCUAACUUACAUUUUGAUGUAAUUUUCCAGACAUUCUCCCCAUUUAGCAUCUGAAAAGCAACUCAAUAUCUCAGUGGUUGUCUCAACCACGGAUGAAUUCAUGACGGAGCGUCCAGAUUUCCUGCAAGCUGUUUGAAUUUUCCGGAAACUUUUAAUGGGCUGGACCUCAAGUUCUGCCGAACACAGGGUCAGGAGUGCGACUCUCCCCUGCAGAAGCCCUCUUGAGUCAACAUCCACCCCCUGAAUUAUCAGCAUGUAAAAGAGAGGAGAGUCUAGUUCCCUCCCUCUCCUCAGUGCUUUAUUGUCAAAAGCAGCCGAAGUCGGCAUGAAUCAUUUCAUUUCAUGUAUCUUACAAAAGCCUUUGGAGCGGGCCCCUGUCUGCAGCAAUAUUUCGGAGUGGGUGACUCACAGAUACUCAGCGUGUAAUCUUAAAUUUGACAAGAUGCGUUUUAUUUUUAGAUCUGUUAUAUCUAAACAACAGCUGCAGGUGCUGAUCUGGAUCACUUUCAGAGUCAAAACUCGACGUUUAAAGGCAGCGACAGUUUUGGAGUUGUAUAACACAAUGAGGGCUGCGGCAGCGGAGUCAGAAGGUCAGGGGUCGCUAAAGGUCUGUAUGUUGAUGUAUGUUUGCGGGCCCUACUCGCAUAUAUGCUAGCGUGCGCUAAUUCAGCGUCAGUUUUUCUCCUAAAAACGUGCUUCUCCCGCCAGUAUGGCGUCUGGUGAUUGAUUUGUUUGAGCUGAAGCUAAAGACAAGCUGAUCUCGAUGUCCCCCGACAGACCGCCAUUUAGCUGCCCUUUUAUGCCGCUAACUAAAUUGACCCGAGAACAUGUUUUAAUCGUCACGUCAGUCGGACACUCCAGCGGGUUUUAUAAGGUCCUCACCUGGUCACCUUCAGUUGGAGGCUUCCCAGUCUGAUGAGAGAUUAAAUGUCACCUCUGGCGGAGUAUUACUGCAAAAACACCGCUUUUCCCCUCUUGCCCAAGAGACAGGUAUUUGUGAGCGAUCAGAUUCAGCUGCCGUCACCAACUUGGUCCAACAGUAAAUCAAGUCGUACGCCGAUGAUCUCUUUCUCUGCACGGGAAAUACAUUCACCCGACAAAGGUGUUUUGCUUCAGCCAGGGGCCGUAUUUGUCAAGCGUAAACACAGAAGUAAUCGGACUAUUAGAGUCACUGUUUGCCGGCAGAACAACAUCACAGCUGUUUCUCAUCAAAUGAAGCUUUGAAAAGUGAAAUAAACACCUGAUGUUUGCUGUUCGUGCUUAUAGUCGUUUGCUGUGAAGGCAGCUCCAGUGUUUUUAUGCGCACUACUUAUCCAUAUAUUCAUGCCUGGGGCUGCUCUGUCCCCUUACUGCCCUAAACUGUAAGCAGAUGCUGCUAAAAACAACCAGUGCAGAGCAGGCAUAGCCGGAAUUAUCGACCGAGGGCCACCACAGGCCAGAUGAUCCGUGUCUUAGCUUGUGAGUCUCCAGAUGUCCUGCAAUCCCUCAGCAAUAAUGUCAUAAGCGACUGUUUUACCAGAACACAAGUUACUUCGCCAUAAUUCUUCUUUUCCUCGGCAGUGUGUGCGCGCGACUGUUUUGCAAAAUAAGCCUCUGCGCGCUGAAAUCCUGGGGUGAAAAAAAUUGGGAUUUCAUAUUUAAGCUAUCUGCCAGCAUUAUAUUUCUGUUCCCUUUUAUAUCCCACUCGGCAUGCUUCUGAAAAAUGCAAUUUUACACAUCAUCACAGCUCAAGGUGCGCCCACAAUGCUCCGAGAAGUCUGCAUAUUUAAGAUGACAAUAAUUCAGCCCUGAAUAUAAGUCGUCAUCGGAAAUGAGGUUUACGCAUAAAGGAUUCGGUGAAGAUGAGAGUUCUUAAGAUGUGUGCGGAAAGCAGCUGCAGAAGGCAGAUAGACGGUCUCAAACCUGUAGAAUCCCUCCACACAAUACCCAUGUGACCUUUGCUUCAAAAGGAUUUAUUGUGACUCGGAUAAUUGUAUUUUAAUUUUUUAACCUAAUUUGACUGAAAUGUUUUUUGUUUUUUUCUGAUGUGCCAUUUUUAAAAAGAAAAAAAAAAGAUUUUCUAUGUCAGGAGUCUCUGGGAAAACUGUACAAAGCAUUUAAAAAAAACGUAGGACAUUUUGAUGUUAUUACUAUAAUAUCAUAUGGCAUUCCUUAACUUUAAACAAGCUUUAAAAAAAUAAAUAAAUAAAAAAAGAAUUCCAUUGUAGGAUAGUAAUAAGAGCCAAGAUGCUCACCAUUGUAGAAGUUCUCGAAAACAAUAUGCAUUGACUCAAACAGCAAUAUUUCACCUUCAAAGUGUCUGUUUUGACCUGUUGCUGUUUGGAUUCAAACUUACCUGAAGUGGAUCGACAAAACUGCUUGAAAGCAGUUGCUGUAUUUGUUUUCGGUGAAGCAACGUUUCGCUUCCACAAUGGUUGCAUCUGUCAUGACCCUGUGGUUGUUGCCCCUCCCAUUCAUCCAUUAGUGUCAGACGAUGAAAAAUAGCCUGUUAAGUUUUUUCCGCCAAACAUCCCAUGAGUCUCUUUCUUGUGACUAACAAACCUGAUUGUAUGACGUGUCCUUGUGGAAAUUGUGUGGAUAUGAAAAGGAGGCAGGGGUAUGAGAUGCCUCUCUAACGGUUAUGCUGCCAUUUUAUUUUUAUUUUUUUUUAUUGCAGGGCGAGUGCUUUAAUAAAGGUUUGCAGUGUAGCUUACGCUCAUUGAUCAUGCACUUUACCUCUGAAUGGCUAAUGUAAAGAGUUGUUAUCACUAACACAGAUCUUUUUGGGCAAACACUUUUCCUGACAUAUCAAGUCCAUAAUACUGAGCGCUUCCUGUUGAUGAAACUAUUUCUGGCAGAAAAGUACCUGACAAGGCGUGUGUUAUCACAGAUAGGAAAAAAAAAAGCUGACGUAUCCCUGCCUUCCUUCCGUGUUGUUGUGUUUAUUGUCCAACAAAAAAAAAAAAAACAUUUAUAUUUGUAACAGUUUGUUUGUAUUCAAGGACGUUGAAUAAACAUGAACACCCUCCUUCCAUCAAGUAUGUAAUGGACUAUGAUACUAACCGUAACCACUUUGUUGUAU